AUGAAUGCCUGGCUAGCUGACGCCUCGAACCUCCCAAACCAUGAUAAUGGCGCUUUUCACCAGGCGACCAUUGAUCCCUCCGCAGCUUUCCUCCAUACCUCUCCCACUCCCCCGGAUCCGAAUCAAUUCCAGCGCAUGUUCAACGGUGUACCGCGAAAUGCGUCCCCUGGAUUCACCAAUCCUAACCAGGUAAUCCCAUCCAAGCGACCACGGCCGGAGGAUGGGAUGUCCAUGUCGCCUCGACAAGCCCCCGGUGGGUUGGCUGCCUCGCGAUCGCAAACUCCCCACCAAGUGCCUUUCCCCGGCUAUCAGGGACCUGUCAAUGGAGCGCCACAGUUUCCUCAUCAUCCGGCGCAGUAUCAGCACCUCCAACAGGGCGCAUCCCCAAAUGUCUCGCAGUCUCCCAUCAUGCAGGAUUUUGACCAAAAUGCUGUACAGAGGAUGGGAACUGCCUCCCCCAGCCCGUUUUCGUCGGCUGGCCCCCAUGUCGGCUCCCAUAUGUCCCCAUCGCAAUCGGAUCAUCCAAGUAGGGUGAACACGCCACAGAAUAACUCCUUCAUGCCUGGUCAGCCUUUCCCUCAGGGGAUGGGGCCACAAUUCUCCCCUCCUGCAAUGACGACCGCCAGUGUUCAGGCACCCAUGCAAGCGCAGUUUACUGGUAUACCACAACAAUACCAGCAAGCAAUGGCCGCUCAACAACAACAACAACAACAGCGAAUACAUGCCAUGCAAAUGCAAGGCCAAAAUCGCCCGAUGAAUAUGAAUCCGGCUAUGGCGGGACGGCCUAUGGCAGCGGGAAUGAAUGCUAUGGCUAAUCCUCAACAAAUGGCCGCCAUUAGGCAGAUGCAGCAGACCAUGUCAAAACCCCCCAACCCGGAGGGUUUCAUGCGGUCACUGCAGAAAUUCAUGAUGUCUAGAAGCUUACCUCUUGACCCUAACCCGAUUGUCUGCGGUCGACCCAUCAACCUUGUUCAGCUUUACGCCACAGUCAUGAAGCUAGGAGGCUCCAAGAAGAUAACUGCUGCGAACAUGUGGCCAGUAAUAGCCCAGCAGCUCCAGUAUCCUCCAAUGCAGUUUCCUAUGGCCGUGCAGGAGAUUCGAGAUCACUACCAGCGAAAUCUAGCUGCUUAUGAGCAAGUUUUCCUGAGCACACAACAAAAGCAGUUUGCCGAGCAAGUCCAGCAGCAGCCAUCCAUACCACGGCAGCCUUCUGAUCCAUCAGGCCUCCAGUUCCAAUCACCUGCAGCCAAGCAGGGCCAAGUGUUCGAGAACCCUCAGCAAUUAGGACAAGUGUCUCCUAAUACUGCAUUAACUCCGAACAAUGCGCAACAAAAUGCUUCAAACGGGUUCGCCACACCGACGCAAGUCAAGGCACAAAGUAAACAACAAUCGCAACAUCGCCUCAGUAUCUCUCGCCAAUCUCUGCCACCAGCAACUCCCCACGAUCUAAAUGGCCAAUUAUCGACACAGUCGCCCGUUCAGUCCGAGAAAGGCCUUAGCUCAACAACGGGAAAGCCUUCUGAUAUUAAUGACCAGUCGUCUAACCAACCCCUUAAGCAUCCGAUUGAAGAGACCUUCAAACCUAUGGUGCUAGCGGAAAACAACAACCUUCAUGGACCGAUCGCUCUGGAUGAAAUGUAUCAAAUUGGGGAAGAUAUCUUGAGACUGAAGCCUAACGUGCCUACGUUUGGAGAGCUUGGAGUUAUUGACAUCCACGCCCUAACGAUGAGUAUCAAAUCAGGUAUCCACGCAGAGAUGCGCAUGGCACUGGAUACACUAGUUGCUAUUUCUUCUGAGCCGGCAAUCCAGAUUUCACUUGACAACUGUGAGGACCUGGUUGAUAGUCUGAUGGAAUGUGCGGAAGAUCAGGCCGAGUUGCUCGCAGAACAUUCCCCAGAGGUCUCCGAUAUGAUGCUAUUACCGUCUUAUGAAGAGAUCACACGCGGCUGCCAGUCCGAAUGGACUUCCCUAACCUCCGUUGCCGAGUUUGGAAGCCUUGAGUAUGAACUGGAUCGUGCUGUUGAUAGACUUAUCUGUAUCACCACCAUCCUACGGAACUUUUCUUUCAUCGAGUCCAAUUUUGACAUCUUAUCAACACCGCCUGUUGUGCAGUUUAUUUCGACCAUUAUUCGUUAUCUCGGGACUAGGAACAUGCUCUUACGAACUCAUCAGAACACCUUGGAUUUUAUGAAGGACACUGUCACAUAUCUGAGUAACGUGGGUCAUGCUAUCCAUCUACCAAGUAAGGAGGAGACAGAGAGCCUCCUACACUUUCUCCUGUCGUUUGCUCCAUUCCCAGGACCAGCAAUUGCAUCAGACGGACUCAUGUUCACCUCUUAUAACCCUUCGGUACAUAAAUAUACACCCGCUGCCGUUGAUAGUUUGGCCAAACUUCUUGCCCGAGAUGAGCCAAACAGAUCGUAUUUCCGCUCGAUUUUCUGUCCCGAUGGAACCCCUCAACCAGAAUUGCUUACUCGAGCUUUUGCUCUUGCGAUCUGUCCUGUUCCUGACCAACCUAGGAAACCGCUGGCGAUCGCCGAUAUUCGCAAAGUCUUCCUUAUGCAAGGCCUCUUGGCGGCAGAUAUUAUCUCAGGGUUCGCCGACGGAUCAACUGCCAAAGCCUGGCUUGAGUCUGCUGAUGGGUUUGCCAUACACCUCCUUCGCCUCUCUUGUCUCCUCAGUACAGAACGAGUUCCUCCACCCAACACGAAUGCGCGGCAAUCCCAUGCCGCUCGAGCUCAGGCCGAAGCCGAAGCUGCUGCUUAUUCCUCUAUCAUUAAUCGGGGGUUGGCAAUUCUUCGGCGUUUAGCCGAGAAAUCAAAGUAUGCUGAUACAAACUCUACCUUGAGGUUUCCCUCAGGGAUUCUUCCCAGAAAAGAAAGCUUGUUAGGUGCACUGCUGAUGCCAAACGUCGAUCCGGGCGUUGUUCGACAAUUGAUCACGUAUGCACGGCUUGCGGAAUAA
Messenger RNA from Aspergillus ochraceoroseus IBT 24754, 2964 nucleotides. RefSeq names its product putative ARID/BRIGHT domain protein (SWI1). Gene Ontology annotation, molecular function: transcription cis-regulatory region binding. Gene Ontology annotation, cellular component: nucleus; SWI/SNF complex. The transcript has a single exon. Bases 1 to 2964 code for a protein of 987 amino acids. Lineage: Eukaryota; Fungi; Ascomycota; Eurotiomycetes; Eurotiales; Aspergillaceae. The record is from RefSeq and is a predicted model, not a curated record. Gene Ontology annotation, biological process: regulation of transcription by RNA polymerase II.